Messenger RNA from Hemicordylus capensis (graceful crag lizard), 1940 nucleotides. RefSeq names its product protein shisa-2-like. The transcript is spliced from 2 exons. The record is from RefSeq and is a predicted model, not a curated record. Lineage: Eukaryota; Metazoa; Chordata; Lepidosauria; Squamata; Cordylidae. Bases 124 to 951 code for a protein of 275 amino acids.
GGGCGAGGUUUGUCUUCAGGGUGUGCUUGGCUACUUCCAGCAUUUUAACUGUUUUUAGAGGAGGGGUGGCUUUGGAAAACGUAACUCGUUCUGACGCGACUUUUUUUGCGACCCGUGUACGGGAUGGAAAGGAGUCUGCUGCUGCGGUUGUUCCUGGUGGUCGUGGGAGUCUGCUCCGUGAGCUCUGAGGGCGAAGCGUGCCUUGGCUGGGCCUACGGGACGGAGCCCUCGGGAGAGGCCUUCCGGUGUGUGAAAGAGCGGGACGGAGAGGGCUCCCAGUUCUGUUGCGGGAGCUGCGCCCUGCCCUACUGCUGCUCGUCGGAAGAGGACCGACUGGACCAGGCCCAGUGCGCUUCCGAGAGCCGGCUGGGAGCGGCGGCUGCGGCUUCCAAGUGGACCAGGAAAUACAAAGAUUCUGAGAUCUUCGGUUUUAUUGCCCUAGCUCUUAUUGCUGUCGUGUGUUGCUUCUACUUCUGCAUCUGCUGUUUUCGCCACAGAGAUCGCCUACCCUACUUUAGGCCAGGGAACCAGUUUGAGGAUGCAGAUCCUUCCAUCAGGCUCUCUGUCAUUGACCGUCGCCCUGAUGAUGGCACCCAUGCGAGCACAGAUGCUGAGGACCAGCAAAGCACCUCCUCCGACAAUGACCCUCCUCCCAGCUAUGAACGUUGUGUGAACCCAGCACUCCUGGGUGGUGGGGAGCAGCGAGGCCGCUCCACUGUGCCCUGGGACAACGACCCUCCUCCCAGCUAUGAUGAACUAAGUGUGAACCCAGCAUUCCUGGGUGAUGAGGAGCAGCAAAGCACCACUGCUCUGCUCUCUGCUGAAACACCUGCUGUGCAGUUGGGGCAGGCGGGCCCUGCAGCUCUGGAGUCUGAGGAAACCCACUUGUCUCCAGAGCGGCUUCAGGCUGGAACGGUUUUUGUGGAGCCCAUCUCCGAGACCUCUGUCUAAUGCUUGCCCUAGCCAGCCUCUUCGUCACAGGCGGUUCUCCAAGCACACCUACCAGAGCAGAACUCCCUGCUAGAUAUUGCUUUUAGGAUCCAGUAGUGACUGAAUGGACCUUCAUUAACAAUGCUUUUAGGCAUAGGUGUCAACUGGACUAUCUCUUUCUAAAAACCUAGCAUUUGACUUGUCCAAGAUUUCACUUCCUUGUGUGUUGAUUUUUUUUUGGGGGGGGGGGCACCUUGGAGACAGAUUAUCACUACCCCCCUUAGAUCUUUCUGUCUAAACUGGUGGGGACCUGAGUUGAGAGUGACCAUCCUAUAAACCACUUACUUGUUCCAGAACUGCAUCACAGACCAUGUGAUUUGCCUUCAAAUGCACAUGCGCAGAUAAGGUGCCCCACACUUGAAGGAUUUUCUCAACUCCCAGCUUGGAAGGCCCUGUCUGAGAGGAAAAGCAGACAGUAGAUCUAUGGGAUUACUUGUGCUGUGUCGAAAUCUCGGAGGGGAGAGAAGGGUUGCAUAGCAAGAUCUUCUCAAAGGCCUUGCCUACAGCACUCUCUCUCCUCAGUGGAGUUCGUUGUCAGCUUGACCUCAGAAUAGACAAGAUGUAGAUGCUGUCCCUGAACUGUGCUCAGUGGUUUUAUUGGAGGGGCCCUUGAAGGACUUGGGUGGGCCCCUCUUUAGUAGCUUUCCUAACAGGUGAAGGUACUCUUGGGCUGGGUAACUUAGGGAGGAGUCUAGGUUUUUUAAGUUGAGAGAGCAUCUCUGCCUCUUGGCCUUACAGGAAUGUCUGUCUAGUUGCCAAAGGCUUUUAAGACUUGAUGUUGUGGACGUGGUAUAUGACCCUUUGUGUGUCAACCCUGAAAUGGUCAGACAGGCAAGCAGCAGUGUCUACCUCCUGAACCCAAGGCUUCUGGCAUGAGAAGCUCUUCCUAGCACACAGAUGUGUGUGUCUUAUAAAUGUGUGUACCACUGUAAUAAAAAUUUGUAUUUUGA